AUGUCUCCGCGACACGCCCGGGCUGCAGUUGGGCAAUUGCAUCUAUACCGACCGUCUGCUACUCCUAGGAAGCAGAAAAUAUGUCUAAUAUGCUCUGCCUCCAGGACAUUGCCACGCCCAGCGAGACGGCCUCGGGUACAACACGCGAGUGCUCGCAUUCAAGCUCGGCAGCAGUCCAGCGCCACAUCAAUUAAUCAGUCCUCGAGUACCUCGUCUAAAUCUCUUCGACUGGAGCUCCAGGAAGCCCUCCGUGACCUCGAGAAACACGCCGCGCCCUACGUCAAUGUAUCAAAGCUACGGCUCGCCCUUCGAGGGCUAGAGCAAAGCGCAGGACAAGAGACAAUCCGGAUCGCGAUACUGGGCAUCGCAGAUGGAGGCACAUCGCUACAGAAAGCGAAGGAGCUUCUACGGCUACUUGUCGCAGAUCCAUUAAAGACGGAAGAAGAAUGGGAGCGGAUCCUUCUCAGUGACCACGGCGGCCGGCCGAUAUUCAUGAAAGUCGGACAGGAUGGCGCAGACGCAAGCUUCCAGGGCAAUAGAUUGGUACAGGAGAUACAUGUCUCGUCGCCGACACUCAAUGGGCACAAGCUGGAGAUCCUGGUGAUGGAGAUGGACCCACCUACCAGAGGCAGCGGAGAGGCAGGCUUUGCGGAGGCUGUGUUGGUUCCUACCAUGGAGAUUCCAACUUCGGGUACGGGGAGAUACACGCCGGUGACUACGCCUGUGCACAAGUCGUUGGUUGUGUCGGAGGGGAUUGUGGGCGUGGCUUCGGUGCUGAACUAUCCUGUUGAUAUUGAUCGAGAGAUCAUUGCCAGUACGGUGGAUCUGCCCGUUUCAAAUCAUGCCUCACUCCCAUUUCAGGUGGUGGAUAUCUCGUUGGGUUCCGAGGCUCUGCGGUCAUUUAGGCAAAGCGUCGAAAAUGCGCUUCUGUACGAGAAGAAUUGGUUCGCAAGCGGUAUCCCCGAAAUCCUGGAGUGGGUUAAAUCGGGGACUGCUUCCCCCAACGGAGAAACGAAGGCCCCGUUACGAAAACUGGUGGAAUCUGUUUUGAAGGGUGCAUCUUUGGCGGUCGAGGCAGAGGAGGCCCGCCAAUUGGGUACCUCACUGUCCAAGCAUGUACCAUCACCACGUCUGGCGGCUCUACGAAAAGACCUCUCCAGGUGGGCGGAGAACGCACACACAGAGCUAAGAGACGACCUCGAUAUUGCAUUCCAUGGCCAGCGGUGGCGUAAGCUCGGGUGGUGGAAGUUAUUCUGGCGGGUCGACGACGUCUCCAUGAUAUCAACCGAUAUCCUGAAUCAGCGUUUCCUCACCAACGCCGAGAAGGAAAUCAUCUUUGUCGCUGGGUGCAUUGCACAAGCGGGCAUCUUCAGGCACACGGAGGCGAGCCCCAAGAACUGGGCAUACAAAGCUGUCGAGGAGGUUGCUGUCGAGCCAACACUAGGCUCUGCAUCUCCACCCCCCAAGAUGCGAGAUCUUGUCCGGCCAGCAAAGGAUACGAUGCCGAGCAAGAUUCGAGACCGACCCUGGCCUCUCCAGAUCCCAGUAGCCCGGGCCUAUCUUGCACAAGAGACAGUUCCUGCUCUGCAAGCACUAGCCCAGAAAUUGGUCUUCCAAACUCUCACCACGUCAUCUCUCUUCUCAGCGUUCGCUGGAUUGAUGUACAUCUCUUCCAUCACGACUACACUCUACGAAGCUGGCGGUGUCGCAGCGGUUGGCAUCGUUUGGGGCCUGAGGAGGAUGCAGGGGAAGUGGGAGACGGCAAGGAAGUUCUGGGAGGGCGAAGUCAGGGAGGAGGGGAGGAAGAGUGUCAGGGCUGUAGAGGGGAUUGUGGGUGGAGUCUUGAAGGAACAGAAGCCGGAGGUGGUAGAAGACGCCCAGAUCCUGAAGGCCAAAAUGGCGAUUGAGAGAGCGGAGGGUGCAUUUACGGCUAGUAAAUAG
Molecule: messenger RNA, 1941 nt
Organism: Drepanopeziza brunnea f. sp. 'multigermtubi' MB_m1
Lineage: Eukaryota; Fungi; Ascomycota; Leotiomycetes; Helotiales; Drepanopezizaceae
Source: RefSeq, a predicted model, not a curated record